This is a messenger RNA of Penicillium bovifimosum, 5673 nucleotides long. RefSeq names its product putative Rho guanyl nucleotide exchange factor. Gene Ontology annotation, cellular component: cytoplasm. NCBI's taxonomy places the organism in Eukaryota, Fungi, Ascomycota, Eurotiomycetes, Eurotiales, Aspergillaceae. The transcript has 2 exons. Gene Ontology annotation, biological process: intracellular signal transduction. The record is from RefSeq and is a predicted model, not a curated record. The coding region runs from base 1 to 5673 and encodes 1890 amino acids. Gene Ontology annotation, molecular function: protein binding; guanyl-nucleotide exchange factor activity.
AUGUCUGGCGGUGACGAGCAGGGUUUUGAUAUCCGGCAUUGCGAGCCGCCAUCGUUUGGGCGACAAUCGCCGGCGCCAGAAUUUGGCCAAUCUACCCAUGACCACACUGCCGCUUCUUUAGUUGACUCGCCGACCGUCUCUUUUUCCCCUCAGGCACGAUCACCGACCACGUAUUCUCCGCUGCCGUCAGGCUUCGACCCACUUCAUAAUCUCCACACUUCCGCCAAUCACCUGUCGUCGGGCGAUCCAUUGGAAGAUCGUAGAGGACGGGAGUCCCCAGACCCUGCUGAUUAUUAUCGCCAGCGUGGGGCCCUGUCAGGCACUUCCUCCAAUGUAAGUGAAGGUUCCGGGGGUGUUAGAACGGGCAUGGCGCCGGCCGAUCAUCCUACAGCCGGUGACAGAGUGUCGUCCCUGCCAACAAACAUGUUGCAGUCAUCGCGCACCAGACGUCAACCGUAUCGUUCAAUCUCGGAUUCCCCAACACUAGGAGAACCCUCUGCCACCGUACCCGCGUUUCCUUCGAACCACACGAGAUCACGACAACCUUCGACCCAGGAACUUAUCAACAGGUUCAACAAGACUUCCGACCAGGUCCUUCCUCUACCUUCAGGUCCAACUUCGAGGACAGUGAGUCCUGCUGGGAGUGGUGACGGCGAGCGACACCGUGCUUUACCACGGCGUUCUCAGUAUCGCGAUUCGCUACCAGAUUCGAUCACUAGCCAUCCUCGAGCGCCAAUUGAUUCGACGCCCUCAUCUCCGGGGACCGAGGAAUUCGAGCCGUCUCUGAGCGCGAACGAUUGUAUCCCGCCGCCUUUGUUUCAACGAAUCCCGAAAUCUCACCCUCGCCGAUCACUGUUUGGUGAACUAUUGUCGAUAGACACGAAAGUCAACAACAGUGCUAUCUCGCGGCUGCAACGUCGCGGGUCGGAUGGAAGUAUUCCAAGCCCGAAUCCAUCAUCCCUCGAGCCACACGAUCAGUACUCUGCCAAACCACCGCUUACCCCCACCGCAUGGUAUCUCGGACACACGACUUCUCUGGAGGCGGUUCACGCCGGGAUAAGAAACACCGGCAACCAUCGCAGAAAUCUGAGCGAUUUGCAUACAACAAGAGAACCCCUUGCAGAUCCGUGGACUCCUGAAAUGGCAGUACCCGCGCCCUUGCAGCGGGCUAAGCCCGGUCACGGCUCGCCCCCGGACAGUCCCAAUUCCAAGUCUCGCAUUCCUAUCUACUCACACCGUCUUAUCACUGCUUCCGGUCCCGAAAGCUUAUCACCUUCCUCCAACCCGACCUUCAGCAGCCGAUCUGCUGCCAUUACUUCGCCGCCUAAAGGCAGUAGCCGCCUUCCUAUUCCGUCCCCCAAACACAGUCCUCCCCGCAUGCCCUCAGAUGAUCCCACCUCGUUUGCGACAAGCUCCCGUCCCAGACGAGAUCCAACGAGUGGCCGAAUCCAUAAUCAAACAUCUGAAUCCAGUCGGCGACUCCAAGCCUACAUCACUGAACCGCCCGCCAAACAGUCACCUCAGUUGCGCAGCUCACGGCCCCGACAACCCGUUUCACAUGGUGCCUUGGUGUCCCCGCGCUCCAAGGUCGGAGACACCGUGUUGAAUAUACAAAAACACGCCAAUUCUAACGACUCAAGGUCUCGGCCUCAGCGCAAAUUACCUGAAUUGGGCAAGGUUGAUUUUGAUGCUCGUCGCCGGCAUAUUCAGCAGGCAAUCAAUCGACACACAACCAAUUCAAGUGUUCAGGAAAUUAAGAAUGAAAGAAGGGAAAUCAGAUCCGCUGCUGCCGAGCCUCAUCGCCCCGCUUUGGUGCGAGACCAAAAAGCGGAUGAGAAUACCAAAUACCCAGCGGAUGCACACCCAAGUAACCCAAGUCUGGCGGUGACCAACGCCACGGCCGAUGAAAUGGCUACCAUAGUCAAAGAGCCGGGAAGUUCAGUCGAAUAUCAGGAGAACGGGGUCGGCGUCACUCCCCGGCUGCAGCUCAACACCGUCGUAUCGACGUCGGAGACGGCAGCUCCGCACACAACGAUGGACUCUCCCACUCUUGGCUUUACACAGGGCGUAAAUUCAACAACUUCAGGUGAUGUCCAACCUGGAAAUGAUGGCCGGCCACAGUCGGCUACCACGACAGGCUCUGAUGAGACCCAUGUCACCACUUUUGAUCCGGAGCCGCAGUCCGGCCUGCUCCAACGAAACCCCAGUGUCUCUCAUCGCACUCUUCUCAGUCAAAUCAUGCAAAUUCGCGAGUCCAGCCCGAGCGAUGACUCCUGCGACGAACCCGACUGCAGCCUCUCAGAAAACGACGACAGGGAGUCCAUUCAGAUCAUGCUUCGAGAUACGACCUACUACAAUUCAUCUAGUAGUACUAAUACUCAAGAUCCUUGCCGUGCGCCAGCACAACAGUCUCAGGACAAGAUGAACACCCGAUGGAGCAUCGGCUCAUGGUCCUCGGUGCAAAACCAGAAUUCCACCUGUGACGAGCAAUGUGAUGAGAGCGGUGAUGAUUUCCUUCUUCAUGGCCGUGAGACGGAACCACCUACUGAGACUUGUUCAGCCGUUUCAACAAGACCUGCUUCCAUAGCGGAUGAACAAUCGUCGGCUCCAAUUCAGGACCAUGGUGUUAUGGGGCCGAACACACUUCAGACAUCUGGUAAUUAUAGCACCAAUUACUUCUCUACUCCUCCGAAGUUGGCGAGGCUGGGUAGAUGGGAUUCAAAGCGUGUCACUCAACUCUACCUCGAAGAGUUGACACGAGGCAGGAACUACAACAUUACCUCGGCAAUACAGGCUCCUCCUGCAGAGCCCCGAUCUCAUCCUACAGAUGCACAUAACGAAGGCCGGCCUGAUAGUUUGACCGACGAUCCGGUCGUCGUGCCAGGAUUCCAGGAUGUCCCCGUUUCCGCUAGGCACUCACACACAGCGAGCUUAGUGGGGCGUGAUGAUUGGGAACACGCAUCUCCCUCUAUCAUGGAUUGGAUGCGAAUUGCGGCUGAAGACGGCGCUGUUACCCCAAGUGCUGAGGUUGAUGGUAUGCGUACUGACGGAGUGCUCACACCCCGCGUGGUGUCUUCAACAACCAAAGACGCUGGUGCUACCAGCACAAACAACAACAAUGCAUUGUCCUUUGGCACCGAGUCUCACGUCGAAAGCAUCGCUUCUGUUCCUUUUCCUUCGGCAUCAACACUCCUUCCGCCAUCGACAAACUCAACUUUUGAUGCCAGUGGAGAUUCGCUCAUAGGCUCAGGUCAUGUUGAACUCAACCGCAGUAUCCAGACUGCUCCUAGAGAUGCGAAGCACAGUCCUGGUAGCAGUGAGGACUCUUCUCUUCUUCGCUUAGAAUCUCUGCAAUCUCCUGCAGCUGCUGGUUCCUCCGCCACGUCGCUUGCUCCGUCCACAGAGCAAACUGUGCAGGCUGGGACGAAGAUGUCACCCUCUCCAGAGCAAAAACGUCUAAAGAAGCGGCGUCACAUCAUCAAAGAACUGGUAGAUACUGAGCAUACCUUUGGCCAUGAUAUGAUGGUCAUUGAGGACAUCUACAAGAGCACCGCGAAUACGCUGUUGGAGGCUGAUGAUGUCAAAAUCCUCUUUGGCAAUUCCGAUCAAAUCGCGAACUUCUCCGACACUUUCUUGUAUCAUCUCAAGCAAGCGGCUAGAAGCAUAUACGUCAUGCCAGCGUCUCAACGAUGGACCAGCAAACGCAGCCGCACCAACCAAGCUGUUGAUCCCAUGCCUUCGGAAACCAAUGAAAGAUCGGAGUACGAAGGGAUGUCGGAUCUUGAAAAGGAUCGCGCCACAUCUGUCGGCCAGGUAUUUGUCACUUAUAUGACACAGAUGGAAAAGGUGUACACGGAUUACCUGAAAAACCACGAUUCUGCAAACAAAAAACUUCAGGCCUUGCAGCGCAUCCCGAAUGUAGGGAUUUGGCUGAGCGAAUGUCGGAAUUGUGCACACGAUCUCACAACUGCCUGGGAUUUGGACUCUUUGCUCGUUAAACCGGUGCAAAGAAUCUUGAAAUACCCUCUCAUUCUACGCGACCUGCUGGAGUCUACGCCAAACGACCACCCAGACCGGGCGAUGAUUGCCGCUGCACUGGAGGAGGUCACCAAUGUUUCUCAUCGUAUCAAUGCGAUGAAGAAGCGGGCAGAACUUGUAGGCCAAGCUGUCGGUCGAAAGCGCAACCAGUCUGAUGUGCGUGCUGGUCUGUCUAAAGCCUUUGGUCGCCGCACGGAAAAGUUCCGACAGCAAGUUGGCCUCUCCGACUUGUUUGAGGACAAAGUCUAUGAUUCUCUGGCGCAGAAGCUUGGGGACGGCUACUUCCAGUUGCAGGUGGUCAUGCGAGACGUUGAGAGUUAUUCCCGGGAUGUGCAACUCUAUGUGAACCAAUUCAAUGAGUAUGCCGACUCCAUUGCAGACAUCAUUGGCAUGUCUCCAUCUCCCUACCCACAGCUGGAGGCCAAGUGGCGCCAAUUCAAGAUGACAGUGCACGAUAUUGUGACGACUGCCCUUCCAGAACAUCUUGCCGUCGUCCGCAAAACGGUUAUCGAACCGAUGGUUGAACUUCUCGGACUUUACAAUGCACCCCAGCGGGUCAUGAGAAAGCGUGACAAGCGACUCCCUGAAUAUGCACGCUACAAAGCCAUUCAGGACCGCGGCGACAAGCCUGACAAAAAGACCACCGAUCAAGGCGAGCAAUUCUUGGCUCUCAACGAAACUUUGAAAGAUGAAUUGCCUAGACUCUAUGCGUUGACUUCUAAACUGAUGGAAGCAACUUUGAAGAACUUCAUCGAGAUUCAAACUGUGUGGUAUAGCAUACUGCAGAAAAAGAUUGGAGUCCAUGUGGACUUGUUCCCCAGCGACCUCGAGAGGCUCAUUGGUGAAUUCAAUAGUGAACACAUCUUGAUGGAGGCUCGAGUGGAAGAGCUAACCUCUUGCAACGGAUCGCUGCUCGCCCAUUCGCUUAAUCUGGUGCCUGUUUCGCCCACGGAGCGUGAGCAUAAUCCCAUGUCGUCUCGCCGUCCUUCCACUGUCAACAGUUCCAGUGCGCGACGAUCUGGGUCCAUGACCUCAGAUUCACCAAAAGUCUCUCGUGAUUUCAGCGUUGGCAGCCAAUCAUACCAGUCCCCCCUGAUGGAAGACCAGUCCAGACGCAGCAGCCGUUAUCGCGCCGAUUCCAUUUUCUCUGGCCGAGUUGUCUCCGAUACUCCCAACCAACUGCUGCAACAAGUCACCAGCUCUCCUGCGCCUCCUCGAACUAGCGAUGUCGAACCUUUCCCAAGCCUACCGAGACUUAGCCUGGACACACCAUUCCUCACGGAUGUCAUCAGCUCCUCGCACUCCAGCAAUGCACCAACCUCCCCUACUGAUCGAUACUCGGGAUUUUUCUCGUCCGCCAUGCCCAUGUCCGAUACGCCAAUCGAUAACUAUCCGCCUGGUGAACGCAGUGCUUCUCUCACGGGGCCUGCGACGUUGUUCUGCGCCGCUAGCGUUUGUGACUUUAACAUCGAGACUCGCACAGAGGGUGGUUAUCCUUAUCUGACCUAUGUUAGCGGGGAUGUCUUUGACAUCAUCGGAGAGAAGGGCGAGCUCUGGCUUGCUCGCAAUCAGGACGAUAGCACGCGCACAGUGGGAUGGAUCUGGAACCGACACGUUGUCAAAAUUGACGAUUGA